AUGAGAAGGGAAGGCUAUCGCUCGCGCGUGUGGUGGACGCUGAGAGCCAGAUGGCGCGGCACGGACCUCUCUCGAGACGUCGCGGUUCAAGCCUGUUGCGGCAUGUCGGACUCCAUUUCUGGCUCAAUGCGCUGGAGCCGAAGACGGCUAUUGACCGAGGUGCAAACUAUUUCACAAGCAUUGAAGGACAUCCUAGCUCAACAGAACAGGGAGUGCAGCCGUGAUGGGCACGUGCCACGAAUCGGCAUACUCCUUGGUCAGACGCUUGAAUGUGUGGCAGGCAUCUUGGGCUCCAUGGCUGCAGGGGCGGCAUUUGUCCCAUUGAGCUCAUCAUGGCCACUUUCGAGGUUGCAGUACAUUGCCAAAGAUGCUGACUUGGAUGCUGUGCUGUGCACUGGAGCCACAACAAAGCAAUCCCUUGUUGAGUCAUUAAACUGCAGCAUCGUGGAGUACCCACACAGUGCCUCAGCUCAACAACACCUUGACAUUGACGAAUCAGCACAUGCUCAAGGUGCAGAUCGAGACUACUGUUUCCUACCGUUCUCGUACAUCCUUUACACAUCUGGCUCCACAGGGCAACCCAAAGGCGUUGUUGGCACAGAGGUUGGCGUUUUGAACCGGUGUGAGUGGUUUGAGAGCUUGUUUUCGCUUGGAGACAAUGAUGCCGUGGCAUGGAGGACACCCACAUCGUUUGUUGACAGCCUCUGGGAGAUCUUUGGGCCUCUAUUUGUGGGCGCAAAGGUCGUGAAUAUCCCCAGCAACAUGACACCGAACAAGUUCGUUCAGUGCCUGGCUGAGUGCCGCAUCACACACUUGGUGGGCACUCCCUCCCUCCUAAUCAGCUGGAUGGAGGCAUUUGCAGAGCUGAAAAAUCGGGGCAUCGUUCUUUGGCUGCGAUAUUUAAUUUCCAGUGGUGAAACUCUGCGUGUGGACCUCUUGUGCUCUCUGAGAAAGGUCCUGCCAGAUGACUGCAAGAUCUUCAACAUCUAUGGUAAUUUGUGUCAUAUCGCACUUUGCUUUUAUCCAUUGCUAUUGCACUGUCUUGAACGUGUGGCAUACUGUGUCUUUGCUGAUUGCAGAAGAGGGCACCUCAGCCAGUUUUGCUUUGACACGUUCAAAAAUUGCUGCAGGUUCGUUCCAGACCCAGUAGUUUGGGUCUUGAAAGUCUAUUUCUCCUUUUCCACAUUUCCACCCUGCAAAUUCUGGUUUCUGAAGCUCAGCAACUGCAACAUGUGGUGCACUGUGGCGGACUGCAGGCACAACAGAGACUGCAGCUGA
Molecule: messenger RNA, 1278 nt
Organism: Ostreobium quekettii
Lineage: Eukaryota; Viridiplantae; Chlorophyta; Ulvophyceae; Bryopsidales; Ostreobiaceae
Source: the annotation of a GenBank genome assembly